AUGGCCUUGACACCAAGUUGGAAGCUUAUUUUUGUUGCACUCUUGGUGUUGGAGAUUUGGGCAUCUCAAGCCACAGCUCGUUCGUUAAAUGAAGCAUCUAUGGUUGAAGAACACGAGCAAUGGAUGGCUCAAUAUGGACGCGUGUAUAAAGAUAAUGCAGAGAAGGAAAAGCGGUACAAUAUAUUUAAGGUGAACUUUGAGUUCGUUGACUCUUUCAACAGUGCUGGAACACGGCCUUACAAGCUAAGCAUCAAUCAAUUUGCUGAUUUAACGAAUAAAGAAUUUAGAACAUCUCGUAGUGGAUACAAAAUGUCCUCUUACAAAAAAUCUACCGGGGAGACAUCAUUUAGGUACGCAAAUGUGACAGCAAUUCCUUCUAGCAUGGACUGGAGAAAUAAGGGAGCUGUUACUGGAGUUAAGGACCAAGGCCAAUGUGGAUGUUGUUGGGCAUUCUCAGCAGUCGCAGCCAUGGAAGGAAUUAACCAGCUCACAACGGGAAAAUUGAUUUCAUUAUCUGAACAAGAACUUGUGGAUUGUGACACAAAAGGUGAAGAUCAGGGAUGUAAUGGAGGCCUCAUGGACGAUGCCUUUGAGUUCAUCCUCGGCAAUCAUGGCCUGACAACUGAAUCUAAUUACCCAUACAAUGGAGUUGAUGGCACGUGCAACACUAACAAGGAAUCCUCCCAUGCCGCCAUUAUUACAGGACACGAGGAUGUUCCAGCCAAUAGUGAGUCGUCAUUGCUGAAAGCCGUGGCUUACCAACCAGUAUCUGUUGCCAUUGAUGCUAGUGGAUCUGCCUUCCAAUUCUACUCAAGUGGAGUUUUCACUGGAGAAUGCGGGACUGAUCUAGACCAUGGUGUUACAGCAGUUGGUUAUGGGAAUACUAGUGAUGGAACCAAGUAUUGGUUAGUUAAGAAUUCGUGGGGAACGAGCUGGGGCGAGAGUGGAUACAUUCGAAUGCAGAGGGGUAUUGAUGCGGAGGAAGGCCUCUGUGGCAUUGCCAUGGAAGCUUCUUAUCCAACUAGUGAUAGUGGUAUUGCAUGA
This is a messenger RNA of Fraxinus pennsylvanica, 1044 nucleotides long. Lineage: Eukaryota; Viridiplantae; Streptophyta; Magnoliopsida; Lamiales; Oleaceae. The record is from the annotation of a GenBank genome assembly.